CCAAAGUAGAUAUCCCACCUUUAGUGCAUGUUAUGACUUGAUGGCGCAGCUAUAUUUCCAAUGUGCCUUCCACGCAUAUGUUAAAGGCAAGGAAUUCGACUCAAUGUUUCUCGCCGCUUUCUAGAACGCUCGAUAUUACCUAUGUACCUAAGAGUAUUUAUUGAUCUGAGUAUUCUAAGUAAAGGAGGGGUCUCUUAAAAACGUUCGACGUCGAGCUGUAUCGAUGCAAUAGGUGGGUUCUCCGCCUUCUCCAUUUUUAGACAAGGCAAUUUACUGUAACGAUGGACAUUGGAGUGGGAUCGAACCCUGCAUAUUCAUAUAUUGCCCAGUCGGCUGGUGAUCAUCGCUGUCGAGAAGAAGCCCGGCAGAUGAACCAUCCAGGGCGGGAGGGACUCUUAUUACCAAAUUGUAUCCGUGAUAAUGGCUCAUGGCGGGGCUUGACGUGGAUUAAGGGUCUUAUAUAACAUCCCUAUCUAAACACCACCUCCUAUCUACCCAUUAGGACGUACCGCUCUUUUUGGUCCUCUCUACGGCGAUCAUGUAUUUAUACAUAACGGCGGUGGCAACAGCGUGGCUUCUCGUGGGCCAAGCGAUAGCGCAGGGAAUAGGAAAGGUGGAGACGCACCCAAAGCUUACGACGGAGAAAUGUACGAUCAAAGACGGCUGCGUCAGGCAGAACACCUCCAUCGUGCUUGACGCGAGCUUUCACGGAUUAAGACAGGUGAACAGCACAGGCAGCUGUGGGGGAUACGGCGGCGAGCUAAGUAAGGAAUUAUGUCCGAACCACGAGGCAUGCGCGAAGAACUGCGUCUUCGACGGCGCGGACUACGAGGGCAGCGGGGUGGCGACGAACGGCAGUGGCCUGACGCUGAAUAUGUACACCCAACGCGACGGAAACGUGACUUCAGUGAGCCCGCGCGUGUACCUGUUAGACGAGGGCGAAGAAAACUAUGAGAUACUGUUUCUGAAGCAUGGCGAGAUUAGCUUCGACGUGGAUGUGUCGAAGCUGGUCUGCGGCAUGAACGGCGCGCUGUACCUGACGGAGAUGAAUCAGACGGGAGCCCGCAGUGCUCUCAACCCGGCCGGCGCAACAUACGGGACCGGGUAUUGCGAUGCUCAGUGCCCGACGUUGCCAUUUAUUAAUGGAGUGGCGAACAUCGACGCUAGAGGAUCAUGCUGUAAUGAGAUGGACAUCUGGGAAGCCAACUCGCUAGCCUCAGCAUUCACCGCGCACCCCUGCGCCAACGCAGGAGUCUUCGAAUGCAAGGGAGACCAGUGCGGCAGCCUCGGCGUAUGCGAGAAGUCCGGGUGCGAGUACAACACAUGGAAGCUGGGAAAUACUUCGUACUAUGGUCCUAACCGCUCUGCCUCCCCGGACGGCGCAGACGCAAACGCGACGAAGUUCACGGUAGACACGACGCGCCCGUUCACAGUAACAACGCAAUUCCUGACGACAGACAACCCGUCGCCGAUCAGAAACGGCGCGCUGAACGAGGUGCGGCGGCUGUACGUGCAGGACGGGGUGGUGAUCGAGAACGCGUACGUCGCGGACCCGAUGAUGCCACCCGGCGACUCGCUGCGCAUGUCGCACUGCCAGGCCAGCAGUGCCCUGUUCGAGGAUUUGGGCGGCCUAGACACAAUGGGCCACGCGCUGGACCGCGGCAUGGUGCUCGCGUUCAGCAUCUGGAACGACGGCAGGCAGUUCAUGAACUGGCUGGACGCGGGCAAGGCCGGUCCGUGUACGCUGCUGGAGGGCGAUCCCGAGGUUAUCAGGCGCCAGAGCCCCGGGACGAGCGUGACGUUUAGGAAUAUUAGGUGGGGGGAGAUUGGGAGUACGUAUGGUAACGGGACGAUGGCCAGGUGAGGGAUAUGUAUGUGUUAUGUUAUGCAUAAGAGGUGAUUAGGUAUACAUUAUUUAGCAAGGACCUGCAGGAAACAAUUAACCGUUAAUUUAUGGUUUAUGUUUUCCGAAUUAUAAAUAUAUAGUUUAUUUUAAUUUAACGUUUAUUUAUCCGAG
Messenger RNA from Annulohypoxylon truncatum, 2017 nucleotides. RefSeq names its product glycoside hydrolase family 7 protein. Lineage: Eukaryota; Fungi; Ascomycota; Sordariomycetes; Xylariales; Hypoxylaceae. The coding region runs from base 539 to 1864 and encodes 441 amino acids. Gene Ontology annotation, molecular function: hydrolase activity, hydrolyzing O-glycosyl compounds. Gene Ontology annotation, biological process: carbohydrate metabolic process. The transcript is spliced from 2 exons. The record is from RefSeq and is a predicted model, not a curated record.